Molecule: messenger RNA, 2775 nt
Organism: Aspergillus oryzae RIB40
Lineage: Eukaryota; Fungi; Ascomycota; Eurotiomycetes; Eurotiales; Aspergillaceae
Product: putative PHD finger and SET domain protein
Exons: 1
Coding region: 1-2775 (924 amino acids)
Molecular function (GO): protein binding
Source: RefSeq, a predicted model, not a curated record
AUGACAGAUACCUCCCCUGUCGUCAUCACGCAUCCAGCCACGGAGCCUUAUCCGGUCACCGUCUCUCUGAAUUCGCCUGCCGUCAACGGCGCCGUUUCCGACUCCGCUGCCCCUGAAGAAGAGGAACCGUAUACCAUCAAAUGCAUCUGUGCAUUCGAAGAUGACGAUGGGAACACGGUCUUCUGCGAAGGGUGCGAGACGUGGCAACAUAUUGAGUGCUACUAUCAUGGUCGGGACGUACCAGAGGUCCACAAUUGCGUCGAUUGUGAGCCCCGCCCCUUGGAUGGCAGGCGUGCAACUGAGCGGCAGAGACGCCUCAGGGAACAGAGCGAUGGCGGUGACCGGAAAGCUAAACGAUCAGGGACAAAGAGUCAGAAGAAAAAGACUAAAGAUGGAGAACAAGUAAACGGCACCCACAAUCGAUCCGAGUCCAGCACUCGCGACCAGCCUCCGGCGAAGAAGGCUAAAACCAAUCAUCGUGCCUCUGGGUCUGUCGGCUCCUUGGCGGGCGUGCCCUCUCUUCCUCCCGAUUCGCGUAAACGUACCACGACAUCAUUGAGUCCCACGAAACCAUCAGGCCCUUCUAUUCCCCUAUAUUCGAAUGAAUUUCUCCAUCUCUAUGACCAAGACAACCAUCAUGUCGACACAGAUAGUAAUCUGUUUGUUAAUCUUGAACUUGCCACGCAUUUAGCGACAUGGGUAAACGAGCCGGGCGCACUUGCUCGCGCUUCUAAUGGGCGCUCUGCGCAGGAUGUUUUCACCUGGUCGGGCGGGGCGCUGGACAGGUCCCAUUGGCCAUCUCUCGCAACAGAGACCAUCAGAGAUGCGAACGUUGACAUUGACGGGAUUCACCCAACCUGGAAGAUCCUCAAGACACGGGAUCCCGUCAGAAAGGACGAAAUUGUAGGAGAGAUCACUGGCAAAAUUGGACCGCUCUGGAAAUACUGCGUUGAAGCCAGUAACCGCUGGCAAGAGCUUCGUCAUCCAGAACCUUUCGUUUUCUUCCACCCUCAACUGCCUCUGUAUAUCGAUAGUCGCCAUGAGGGAAACAUACUCCGCUAUGCGCGACGGUCCUGUCGUCCCAAUGUCACCAUCAGAACCUUCAUCACCAAUGAAGUGGAGUACCACUUUUGCUUUGUUGCUAAAGAAGACAUAGCGGCCGAUUCAGAGAUUACCGCCAUGUGGUAUCUAGACCCACAACUGUUCGAAUCGACCAAUGGUGUUGUCAAGCAGGAGUUCAGUGACAACGCACAGGAUGUGGCAGCUAUGUGCAUCAGCAAUGUGCUAUCUCACUUUGGCGGCUGUGCCUGCGUCGCUCCACCCAAUUGCCUGUUGGCUAAUGUAGAUCGUCGUCGACAUCCGAAAGCAUUGGAUACCAACUCGAAGCAAACGAGUUCAAAGCGGAAGAAAACCAAAAGCAAAUCGAACAUCUCACCCCCGGCGUCCAAUAGCCGUGCUGGCAGUGAGGCUACUAAAAACUUGGAAGAGGACGAUCAAACGGAUACACUUUCCACGUCAGGCUCUGCACGAGGCCAGACCCGUAGUCGCGAUCUCACGCCUACAUUGCAAACCUCUACUGAAGGGGUCGUAUUCGGCGAAGCCGAGCUCUCAGCUCGAGAUAAACGGAAAAUCGCUGCAGUGGAGAAGAAAUUCCAGCAAUUGGAACAGGACCAACAAGCUUCGCACCGAAGAAAGAAGCGAGCCAGCGGCCAGUCCACGCAGACGACACCGGUCAUCGGGAGUGCGUCGGCUCAGGCAAGCUACUUCACACAUCUAAGCGGUCGUGAUCGCCAGUCUCACUCGCCUACAUCAGCCAUUUCCCCGGGAUCUUUACCUGGAGGACGCCAUGGCUCUCCGCGAAAGGCAUCGAAUCAUGGGACCCCUUCGCUGCGGUCUCGGCUUGGGCGUCCUCAGUACGUUGACUCAGCAACGCAGACGGAACUCGAUGUUUGUGAUAGCCCCUCACCGUCCACUACUCCAUCUCGUCGACCCAAUUUCGUCCCAUUCACCCAGCGGCUGCUGAAGCGAUGCUAUGCGGACCGUAUACGACUGGAAAAAUCCAGUCAACAAUUCUUCGUGUCGCCCUCAUCGCAGUCCAAGCAUGCCACACAUCUGAUGUCCCCUGUGUCAAGUCCACGCGCAGGGCCACUCACAGUUACCACACCGAGCGUGACGGGUGACCGGGAUGACAUGGAAAUGAAGGAUGCCGUGUCCCCAAUGGGUACUCCAGGAUGGCAACAAGAAACCUCGCCAUUAUCAGGACGAAGUUCUAUUAAACCUCCACUGCCACCACCGUGGCCAUCCACUGCUGCUCAUAACUCGCGAAUACCGGGAGGCAAAGGAAACAGUCAUCGUGUUGAUCUUCGCGUUUCACUUCCUGCUACUAUUCCUUCACUACCUCCUGCCAACAGUCCAGGGUCCGGUGCACCAGCUGUGAUAUCGUCACCAUCUACCUCAGACACAGCAAUCCCCGGGUCUAGCGUGACUGCACCUAGCCCGGUGAAGAAAAAGCUUAGCUUGGGGGACUAUCUCAUCCGGAGAGGCACUCUCACUACUCCCACCUCCGAAAAGUCCCAAACUCAGGCCACUCCGAUGCCUCCGCCCAAAUCACCCACAACGCAACCCCACAUGAACCGCGAGUUAUCCACAGUUGGUAACAACGAACAUGCACAACCCCGGGCCAUCGGAGAAGGCGGAAGUACUAAGUCCUCGGAUGUCCCGAUGAAGGAUGUCUCUGGGCCGACACAGGCUUCCCAGCUAUCCUCGCUUUCCUGA